AAGACCACGCAUCGCAGCGAUCGUCCUGAGGUUCGUCAAUGAAGGAGGAGGGGUUCCCCGCUCGGCACUCAGUCACUAUGCAGCUUACUCUCAAUGCUUAAACCAGGACGGCUGUGACGUGUAGACGAUGAGGACACGAGAGACGGUGCAGUUUGUAACUUCAACGCAUCAGAACCACCGCGCGUUCCGUCUCGGUCGGUGAGGCUCCUCCGCUGCGUAACGACAUCCAAACGCACGGGGAUUGAAGAACAUUGAGAGUCUAACGUCUCUCUUCCUCCAGCGGACCAGCAUGAAGCCUUCCACGCUGUAGCCACACACUAAGUUAUGCGUUUCUAUCAAGAGAGUUGAAUUGUUGGAUCACGACAUACUUCUUCUAACUGUCCUCCCUGUUCCUCCGGACCCUGGCUCCAGCGCCCCAGGAGGAUGAUGCUGAGCCCGGACCCGGCGGUGGAGGAUGACCUGUCCUGGGGAGACCCGCCCCCCCGCUGUCUCCUGGACCCCCUCCGGGCCGGGCGGGGUCCCGGGGGGGCGGCGGCGGCGGCGGGCGAGGAGGGGCCCGGCCACGCCCGCUCUCUCUCCCUCAGCCGGGAGGAACGGCGGCGCCGUCGGCGGACCACCGCCAGGUACCGCUCGGCGCACGCCAGCCGGGAGCGCGUCCGCGUGGAGGCCUUCAACGGGGCGUUCGGCGACCUGCGGGACCUCCUCCCCAUCCUGCCGCCCGACAAAAAGCUCUCCAAGAUCGAGAUCCUGAGGCUGGCCAUGUGCUACAUCUCCUACCUCAGCCACGUGCUGGAGCUGUGAGGGUCUGGCAGCUCAGCGUGGAGGGUAGACCCCCCCCCCCUCAGUAGGACUAGCAGGCCUCCGACCCGGCGGAGAUCCAUGGACGUGGGCGCUGCCAGCUGGACCAAUCGAAUGUCCUCCCUCACUGACUCCUAGUUCUCUAGUUCUCUGGUUCUGAGAUCACGGUCAUAAGAAAACAUGCAGGUUUAGGCCCAAUCCCAUUUCUACCCCUUACCCCUUACCCCUUACCCUUAC
Molecule: messenger RNA, 1035 nt
Organism: Gadus morhua (Atlantic cod)
Lineage: Eukaryota; Metazoa; Chordata; Actinopteri; Gadiformes; Gadidae
Gene: nhlh2
Product: nescient helix loop helix 2
Exons: 2
Coding region: 424-801 (125 amino acids)
Biological process (GO): regulation of transcription by RNA polymerase II
Molecular function (GO): protein dimerization activity; RNA polymerase II cis-regulatory region sequence-specific DNA binding; DNA-binding transcription factor activity, RNA polymerase II-specific
Source: RefSeq, a predicted model, not a curated record